Molecule: messenger RNA, 2806 nt
Organism: Darwinula stevensoni
Lineage: Eukaryota; Metazoa; Arthropoda; Ostracoda; Podocopida; Darwinulidae
Source: the annotation of a GenBank genome assembly
AUGACAGCUAGAUCUACGAUGGAGGAACACCUUGGAGUUGGAUCAGGAAAAGUGCUUUCACCUGUUUUACAUUCUCCUCUGAGCUUCCAUAAGGAGGAAUUUCUCAAGGAGGAUUUCAAUGUGGAUGAAUUCAUAUUGAAGCAUCAAGGGAGGAUAUCUCUGGAGACUUUGAGGGAUGAUUUGGGAAUAUAUCUCAAGCUUCUACGCACAUCCAUGAUAGAACUCAUCAACAAGGACUAUGCUGACUUUGUUAAUUUGAGCAGCAACCUAGUUGGCAUGGAUAAAUCUAUUUCCAAUCUGGAGAAACCUUUGCAGAAUUUUCAUGGGGAAGUACUUGCAGUCAAGCAGAUGAUAGAGGGAACAAUAGAAGCGGUUCAGCAAGAGUUGAAGCUGCGCCAAGAAAAAAGGGAGAGGAAGGCAGAGCUGGAACGACUAAUGCACAUCAUCCAUGGUGUAGAGAAGAUUGAGAAACUCCUCAACAUUGCUGGUGAUGUACAACAAGAAGUUCCUGGAGAUCUUGUUGAACGAGUUGCAUCUGAACUCAACCAGUUGCAUUUCUAUGUUUCAAAAACUGAAGGGAUUUCUGUCAUUCGGGACUUGAAACCUAGAAUUUCCUUGAUUGGGAAUGUCCUACAAGCAAGUCUUGAGCAAGGAUUUCUGGAAAGCCUUGAGAAGAGGGAUGUGAAAUCCUUGGGUCGUUGUUUACGCAUCCAUGCGACCAUUGAUCGCAUUCCACAGUUGGAGUUGUUGUUCCGAUCACGUGUUGUUGAGCCUUACAUGAAAGGAGUAAUAUCAGAAGGUAAUCUGCAUCAAGAACCACAUGGCCUCACUGGAAUGUUUUCCCAAAUCCUUGAGUUCAUACCUACCAAAUGUACCAUUCUUCAUGAAAGUGCCUACAGCAUGCAAAGGUAUAUGGCAAGCAUGGAGUUUCUCUCUACAUUUGAACAAUUAUGUGGAAGCCAAGCAAGUGUGGCUCGGCUUCGCAAUCACCCCAGCUAUGUGAUAUUCAUCAAUAAGUGGAAUCUCCCUGUCUACUUCCAGAUGAGAUUCCAGGAGAUCUCUGGGGCACUUGAAAAGGCUUUGUGUGUGUCGCCUUUAUCUCGAGGGAAUGAUGCUGAAUCAAGCCUUCUUCUCCAUGGCAGCCAAACUCUCUCCAUUUCCCUUUUGCGAUGCUGGGAUGCAGGAGUGUACAUUCCUUCCCUGGUUCACAGGUUCUGGAAACUGAGCCUUCAACUCCUCUCACGCUUCAAUGUUUGGCUGACUGGAAUCUCAAAGAAAGAGAUAAAAUUCAAAGAGGGUUUGAAGGAAGAUGCAGCACAUGGAUCAAUGGCAAUGUCUCGAAGUAUGAGUUCAAGUGUCCUCCUCCAUCAGAAGAGAGAACGGGAAAGUUCCCCUCAGCCUCAUCUCCAUCGCUCAUAUUCAGAAGAAGAGCACAUCACAUUAGAUGAAGUUGUGCCCUUGGUGGCUGACAUUAGAUUCCUUCUGGAACACUUCCUCCCAUUCUUUUUGAAGGAAAUUGUUCUUCCUAAGCUUCGAGACCUUGGUCUAAAGAAUGAGGAUAUCAUUGCCAGAAGUCUAGAUGAAAGCAUGGCAGCAUUAGAGGGUUCUGGAGAGAUGUUGCGAGGGAUCAUUGAAGUCCAGCUGAUCUCACAGAGUGUGGGACAUCUGAGAUUUGUGAGUGAUAUCCCACGCCUCUACCGACGAACAAAUCGAGAAGUCCCUUCCAAGUCGUCCACUUAUGUUACAUCUUCUCUCCGACACCUUCAAGAGUUUUUUGACCAGCAUAAACAAGAAGUGAAUCCGGAGAUCCUCCGAUCAUGGAUCAAACUGGCUCUUCUUGGUAUAUCAAAACAGUAUUUGUCAGCAACAUCAGAAGUGCUUACUUCAGUGCAAAAGAUGGAAGAGAGCCUAAGGAGAUUGAAAAAGGCAAAGGAGAAGGGCAGAGGAGGAGCUGCCAAUGCUAAUGCCCCUCUGGGAAAUGCUCCACUAAGUGAUGAUGAUAAGAUUCGCCUUCAGCUUUGCCUUGAUGUUAAUGCCUUUGCACAAAUGGUGGAAUCCCUUGGAAUCCAGGGUGUAGAACUAGAGGACUUGCAGAGCUUGAUCAAAAUUGUAGAAGAUGCUAAGAGGACAAGUCAUCAGGGUACAUUUAAUGUGCAGGAGACAUUGGUGAUGCCAGAUGUGUUUGAAGAUGAAGAGAAUGAAAAGAAAAGUGCAAAAGAGAAUGCAUUGAUUUGGGUUGAAAGAACUCUCCUUGUCACUCUUUGGGCAACACUUCAAUUUAUUUUCUUCAAACUGGAGUUUGGAGCUGUUUUCUUCAUCUGUUCCAUCUUUUACCUGAUAUGGAGGAACCUGAGGACAAGACCACAGAAGCCUGGAGAACUCAGUGCAUAUUCUGUUUUCAACAAAAAAUGUCAAGCUAUUCAUGGCACUGUCACGGCAGAGCAAUUACAAAGGGAGUUCUUCCUUCCUGGCCUGUGAUAAUGUUUUCUUCUUUGAUCAUUUCACCCCUCACCACCAAUAAACCUGUAAAUUGAGAAAGCAGAGGGGACUUAAUUAAAUCUGAGUUUUUGAUUUAAAUGCCUCCAAUUGAGAUAAUCUGAAGAUCUAUUUUUUUUUUUAACUAAAGUUGUUUUCCAAUUGCCUCUCUUAAUCAUUCAAGAGUAUACUGCUGUCCCAAGUCACCAUUUUGUAUUAUGUAUUAUCAUCAUUGCUUCACUUUCACUUUUCUUUGAAGCCCUGUGAUGUUCUGCCUUUAUGAAGAGUUUUGACUGGGAAAAGAUUAAUAUAUGCUUUUUUAUGCAAUGAA